CUCGUGCGGUGCCCCAAAACACCCCCGUAGAAAUUUGAGUCUUCUUUUUGCCGGUUAUCAACCACCCCACACCCGACUGUCACAUACAAAUCGAUCAUGGCUGACGAGCCGCGACGGUCCGGUCGGUCAACAAAGGGCCAGCACAAAAACCUCGAUAUGGUAUCCGACACUCCGAAGAAAGGCAAGUCCAAACUCCACAACAAGGACAAAGCCGCGAAGACAUCCGCCGAACCUACACCUGGCCCCAGCGAGGGGGAGGACGAGGAGGAAAUCAUCCGAUGCAUAUGUGGCGAAUACGAGGAGGAGGAAGAUGUGGAGCGGGACAUGAUCUGCUGCGACCAGUGCCUGGCCUGGCAGCACAAUGACUGCAUGGGCCUCCAAUUUGCCAAGGGGCAGGAACCCGACCAGUAUUUCUGUGAGCAGUGCAGGCCACAGAACCACAAGGACCUCCUGGAGCGCAUGGAGCGGGGCGAGAGGCCGUGGGAAGAGGUCGCCGAGCGACGGCGCAAGGAGGCCGAAGAGAAGAAACACUCGCGACGGAAGAAGGGCAAGAAGGGCGGCCGUCGCGGUCGACCCAGUGAGGCCAGAACUGAUGCCAGCACGCCGACCCGUGGGGCCACCUCGACCACGCCUGCGCCUGCGGCCAGCGCGACGGCUCAAUCGCCGAGGUCGCCGGUGUCUGAGAGGACGGCCCGGGGCCAGGAUACACCGGGAAGAGCGUCGGAGAAGCGCAAGUUUGACGAAGACCAGGAAGCCCCUCAGCCUGAGUCGCGUCCGAAAUCGAAACAACCCAAGAUCUCACCCCCAGAAGAUGCGCCCAUGCCCGAUGCUGGUCCUACCGCCGGCGACGCUGGUCCUAGUGCCGGUGCUGACGCGGAGGCUGAUAAUCAAUCUGGGGAGGGCGCGGAGAAACCGACUGAGCGGAAGAAAUCCGCCGAAGCGAAGCAGCCGAGUGAGACCAAGAGAGUCACACCGGUGAAGAAAGAGCCCAGCGCACAGCCCUCUCAACCAGAUACGGCGGUGGAGCCAGCGCCCACCAAGCCGCUGAAGCCCCUGGAGGAGAUCACCAACCCGGCGCGGAAAAACGUUGCCAAAGCCCUGGUCAACCUGUUUGUAGAUCAGAUCACGAGCGCGCAGAAGCAAAAGUCAUACCGCGUGCCAGAAGGGAAGACGGUCCAGGAGGUUGCGCAGCAGCAUGGUCUUGCGGUCGAGGAUGCUAUGUAUGACAAUAUAUGCGCAGGAUCGGGCGAGCCCACCGACCCAUAUAAGCAACAGCUGCGGACGAUCUUGUUCAACGUAAAGAAGAACACUUCGCUGCGAGACCGUCUGCUCGUAGGUAGUCUAUCGGCCGAUGCCCUCUCCAAGAUGAGCUCCCAGGACAUGGCCAGCGACGAACUGCAGCAGAAGGACGCCGAGAUCAAGCGCGAGGCCGAGCGCCAGCACAUCAUCGUCCAGGAGCAGGGGCCCCGCAUCCGACGCACCCACAAGGGCGAAGAGCUCAUCGAGGACGACGUGCAGAACGUGGCCAGCGAGCCCGUCUUUUCGACGGCGCCGCGUCGCAACGUCGACAACGAGGCGAGCCCGGGCUCUGGGAGCCCGGGGAGUCCCACGGGGAGGCAGGCGGGCGAGAAGAACGGCAGUCGAAGAUCGUCCAAAGCAGCCGAGAGAAAGACUCACGACGAGCACUUCCCGUCCCGGGGCCACUCGCCCGGCGGCACCAGCCACGACGCCGUCUUCCCCGAGGUCGCCACCAACAUCCGGGAGCCGGUGCCCACCAGCAAGGCGCAAGCCGACGCCGAGAUCGACCAGCUGCUGCGAGACGACGAGCCCGACUCUCCGCCUUACUCCCCGAAAGACUUCCACGACGAAGGUAGCAUCUGGCGGGGCAAGGUGGUCAUGAACCCGGUCGCCGAUUUCACCUCGUCGGCCAAGCACGUCGGCGGCGCCGACCUGAGCGGACGCAUCCCCUGGAGCCAGCUGGUGCCCCCGACGUUACUAGUGGACGGCCGCAUCGACAUCCAGCUGGCAAGCAACUACCUCUGUGGCCUGCGCUUUAGCAAUUCCACAGACGUCACAGUAAUCUCCAUCAGCAGCCCCGAGUCCCCUCGGGAACGCGCAAGCUUCGACCGCCUCUUCAACUACUUCCAAGACCGCAAGCGCUACGGCGUCAUCGGCAAGCACCCGCUACCAGCAGUCAAAGACACCUACAUGAUCCCCAUCGAAGCCGGCAUGACCAAGAAACCCGAAUUUAUCGAGCUCCUCGAGAACAACUCGCUCGAAGACCCCACCCCCGCCCGCGUCCUCCUCGUCGUCUUCGCCGUCAAAACCGGCGACUCCAACCCACCCUCCGUGCAACCGCCCUCGCAUCAACCAAGCCAGGAACCAGGCGCCGCCGCCGCAGCCAGCCCCCUAACCGCCGUGGCAGACACCCCACAGCAAGCGCAAUUCCUGACCCCCGGCCCGCGCGCGGCCUCCCAAAUCUCCGCUACCUCGACAUCCUCCUUCCCCGGCUCGACCCCCGCCCCCCAAUUCUACAACCAAACGCCGCAAGCCCCGCAAUACUCGCCCCAUCAGCCCCUCCAAGCUGCCCCCAUCCCGGCACUCCCAGUCGUCGGCCUCCCAGCCGCUGUGCAAGUCCUGGGCCCGCAGGCGACCAGCCCCUCCAUCCAAGAACUCCUCCGCAAUGCCCCCAACGCGGACGUCGCCCAGCUCGCUAUCGUCAGGGACAUUCUCCAGCGUCGGCCCGAGACGGCAAACGACUACGACUUGUUGAUGCAGGAGAUCAGACAGGCCACGGCGGCGGCUAACAGCAACGGGGCGCAACACCAUGCUUCGUAGGCUUUGGUGUAGCUCGGGUGUAUAUUAGUUAAUGUGGUUACUUGAAGCUUGCAUGUUACACGUGGGGGAGGGCCUGGAUGUCACUGUUCUCUGCAUCUGUCUUUUAUCAUCAUCAUCAUUAUCCU
Molecule: messenger RNA, 2963 nt
Organism: Aspergillus candidus
Lineage: Eukaryota; Fungi; Ascomycota; Eurotiomycetes; Eurotiales; Aspergillaceae
Product: putative PHD finger domain protein
Exons: 3
Coding region: 97-2838 (913 amino acids)
Biological process (GO): regulation of mRNA 3'-end processing; transcription elongation by RNA polymerase II; transcription elongation by RNA polymerase I
Cellular component (GO): nucleus
Molecular function (GO): RNA polymerase II transcription regulatory region sequence-specific DNA binding
Source: RefSeq, a predicted model, not a curated record